Oreochromis niloticus (Nile tilapia) is the source of this 897-nucleotide messenger RNA. RefSeq lists its product as uncharacterized. The record is from RefSeq and is a predicted model, not a curated record. NCBI's taxonomy places the organism in Eukaryota, Metazoa, Chordata, Actinopteri, Cichliformes, Cichlidae. The transcript has a single exon. The annotation marks the transcript as partial.
UACAUGCUUCCCUUAGGCAACAUCAUUAGAAGACAUAGCAUAAAUUUUCACUGCUAUGCAGAUGACACGCAGCUCUAUCUAUCCAUGAAGCCAGGUAACACACACCAAUUAGUUAAACUGCAGGAAUGUCUUAAAGACAUAAAGACCUGGAUGGCCGCUAACUUUCUGCUUCUUAAUUCAGAUAAAACUGAGGUUAUUGUACUCGGCCCUGAAAAUCUUAGAAAUAUGGUAUCUAAGCAGAUUCUUACUCUGGAUGGCAUUACCUUGGCCUCCAGUAACACUGUGAGAAACCUUGGAGUCAUUUUUGACCAGGACAUGUCCUUCAAUGCACAUAUUAAACAAAUAUGUAAGACUGCUUUCUUCCAUUUGCGCAACAUCUCUAAAAUUAGAAAUAUCCUGUCUCAGAGUGAUGCUGAAAAACUAGUUCAUGCAUUUAUUACUUCCAGGCUGGACUACUGUAAUUCACUAUUAUCAGGAAGUCCUAAAAACUCGCUGAGAAGCCUUCAGCUAAUCCAAAAUGCUGCAGCAAGAGUACUGACAGGGACUAGAAAGAGAGAGCAUAUUUCUCCUGUUUUGGCUUCCCUUCAUUGGCUUCCUGUUAAAUCCAGAAUUGAAUUCAAAAUCCUGCUCCUCACAUACAAGGUCUUAAAUAAUCAGGCCCCAUCUUAUCUUAAUGACCUUGUAGUACCAUAUCACCCUAUUAGAGCACUUCGCUCUUGCACUGCAGGCCUACUUGUUGUUCCUAGAGUAUUUAAAAGUAGAAUGGGAGGCAGAGCCUUCAGUUUUCAGGCCCCUCUUCUGUGGAACCAACUUCCAGUUUGGAUUCGGGAGACAGACACUAUCUCUACUUUCAAGAUUAGGCUUAAAACUUUCCUUUUUGCUAAAGCAUAUAGUUAG